AUGGUAACUGAGUCAAUUUCGUGUAUAUCCGAAUCAAAUAGUCUUGAUAGUCAUCAAAAUGCAAAUAGUGACGAACCAUCAGGUUCCACAGGAAUAUCCUUACAGAAUUUACUUGAUGAUACGAUGUUUGAUGAAUACAACACUAAUGAUGAUGAUGAUUUGAAGAGCGAUGUCGAUGAAGCAUACCAAGAAUGUCUAAAUUUAUUCUUGAAAGGAAAAAUAAAAUCAUGUCUGGAGAAGAUGUUGGAACUUGACUUACUUCAAGUACAACUUUUAAAGUCAAACAAAGAUAUCUUUGUUCUAUUUCUAUUAGCAUGUAAAACGAAUAAUGACGGUCCUCGAAUAUUAGGUAUCAAUAUCCAAAAAAUAGCUGAGAUUAUAUUUGAUGGAGUUUUCAUGAGUACCAAUAACCUUCUAUUCCAAUUUGAUAAUACAGAAGAGUAUAUACGAUUUUUAAAUAUAUAUUUUCACUGUUGUGUCGAACAAGUAGAACUAGAAGGGAAAGAUAAGGGCAAGUCGAUAUUUAAUUUGAAGAAUAGUCUGGAACAUGCCAUUGACAAUACUUUAUUACUACCAAGAGUCGAUGACACUCAGGUUACGGAAGGCAUUCAAGAGUUGGUACACACACUGUUAUUUGAUAUCGAGAUCAAAUCAAUGAAGAAACAAAGGACCCCCACUUUAUAUUUAGAGCUCUCAAAUCGAAUACCUGAAUUAUCGAAUCUUUUAAAUGAGUCCUUUGUCAGUGGGAUCUCCAGAGAGAAAAUUAUACUAGAUCUUUUGGAGAAGAAGCAUGUUGACAACGAAUUAAAGAGGAAGAAAAUAAAAAACAAUAACCGAUCACACCAGAAACGACACGGUAAUUAUACCAGUUUACCGCCAUCUCCCAGCAAAAUGAGUCCCAAGGAAAAUCUCACCAUUGCCGAGUCCACUUCUUCGAAGAAUACAGAUCAAGAACCGACAGAUAAAGAAACAGUGACAGAUAUGACAAAUUAUAAACAAUAUUUUAUGGAUCAUCUAUGGAAUCAAAUGAUUUCAUUGGAAUUUUUGCAUAAAAAACCGACGAUAUUAUUAGCAACUUUAACAUUUUUACUCAUUUUGAAAAAGAUCAAAUUAUUCAAAUAUAUUUUCAAGAAUAUCCCUAAUCUCAUUAAGAAGUUGCUUCCAUACAUUGUGGAUGUAUUAAAUCUUCUUUCCAGUAUAUGA
This is a messenger RNA of Naumovozyma dairenensis CBS 421, 1203 nucleotides long. It is a transcript of the gene PEX15, whose product is annotated as Pex15p. Lineage: Eukaryota; Fungi; Ascomycota; Saccharomycetes; Saccharomycetales; Saccharomycetaceae. The record is from RefSeq and is a predicted model, not a curated record. The coding region runs from base 1 to 1203 and encodes 400 amino acids. The transcript has a single exon.